CACUUAAGUGGACUUGUGUCGUCAUCAAUGUGUGACUAAAAUGGGUGAAAGGUGUUUCAGUCAGUCGUCGGGUGAUUGGGGUGAGUAUCAACGUUGAAGAUGAACCUGAACAAACUUUUUGUUUUGUCAAGAUCGGCAAAUCUUGGAAGAAAUUUGUUUGCUGUUCGAGUUGCUCAAAAAGGAGAUUGUCUGCAUCGCUUUCAGUCGCGGCGCUUCAUUAGAUCCAGUGCGAGGAGUUUGGCAUAUGCCAAAGAUCUUUUCCUGGGCAAAGUAAACAAGGCUGAAGUCUUCCCCUAUCCAGAAAUAACCAAUGAAGAAUUAGAGGAGCUAAACCAACUUGUUCAGCCUGUGGAGAAGUUUUUCAGUGAAGACGUUGAUUCUAAGAAGAUUGACCAUGAGGCUGUAAUUCCUCCUGAGACUUUAAAUGGGCUGAAAGAACUGGGGCUGUUUGGGAUCCAGAUACCUGAAGAAUAUGGCGGUCUGGGCCUCUCAAACACCAUGUAUGCCAGGUUAGGAGAGAUCACGUCUUUAGAUGGGGCUAUUGCAGUCACCCUUGCAGCACAUCAAGCCAUUGGCCUGAAGGGAAUAUUGAUAGCUGGAAAUGAAGCUCAGAAAGCAAAAUACCUGCCCAAACUUGCAACAGGAGAGCAUAUUGCAGCGUUCUGCCUUACUGAACCUGGAAGCGGGAGUGAUGCUGCAUCUGUACAGACACGCGCCACACUGACGGAAGAUGGAAAGCACUUCUUGCUCAAUGGCACAAAGUUUUGGAUUUCCAAUGGGGGCUGGGCGGACAUCAUGACUGUGUUUGCCAGAACUGAAGUUGUUGACAAAGACGGUCAAAAGAAAGAUAAGAUCACAGCUUUCAUUGUAGAGAGGGCAUUCGGUGGUGUGACCAGUGGCAAACCUGAAGACAAACUGGGUAUCAGAGGCUCAAACACCUCUGAGAUCACAUUUGAAGACACCAAGGUGCCAAUUGAGAAUGUAAUCGGUGAAGUCGGCGGUGGUUUUAAGGUUGCCAUGAACAUUCUGAACAAUGGGCGCUUUAGCAUGGGCAGUGCAGGUGCAGGGAUGAUCAAGAAGCUGAUCGAGUGGACUUCAGAAUAUGCAUGCACAAGAAAACAAUUCAGCAGGAGCCUUUCUGAGUUUGGAAUGAUUCAGGAUAAGUUUGCUACCAUGGCCCUGAAUGCGUUUGUGAUGGAGAGCAUGGCUUACCUCACUUCUGGAAUGAUGGACCGACCCGGAGUCCCAGACUGCUCUCUGGAGGCUGCUAUGGUCAAGGUCUUCAGCUCUGAGGGCAGCUGGAUCUGUGUGAGUGAAGCCCUGCAGGUUUUAGGAGGGCUAGGCUUCACCAAGAACUACCCCUACGAACGCUACCUGAGGGACUGCCGCAUCCUCCAGAUAUUUGAGGGCACUAAUGAGAUUUUGAGGAUGUACAUUGCACUUACCGGAAUGCAGUAUGCCGGCCAAAUACUAACAGGAAAAAUAAAAGAGAUGAAGAAGGGAAAUGUGGGGGUGGUGUUUGAGAUUCUGGGAAAGAAAUUGAAGGACUCCGUGGUGAAGACGGUGGACUUUGGACUGACCGGCAAAGAUGGUGUUGUGCACCCCAGUCUGACGGAGAGCGCCAAAAUGUUUGAGCAGAACGCUGCACACUUCGGCUCCACUGUGGAAGGCUUACUGUACCGGUAUGGAAAGACAAUCGUUGAGGAGCAGCUCGUGCUGAAGAAAGUUGCAGAUGUGUUAAUUAACCUCUACGCCAUGACAGCCGUCCUAUCCCGCACCAGUCGCUCCAUUAGCAUCGGCCUGCGCAACCAUGACCAUGAGGUGCUGCUCACCAACACUUUCUGCAAGGAUGCUCAUUUCAAGAACAACUUCUUGUUGACUCAGCUUCAAAAAAAUUCCCCGGAGAACAACGAUGCCAACAUAAAGAAGAUCGCCGAAGAGGUCUUGGCCAAGAGGGCGUAUGUUUGCUCACAUCCUCUGGACAGAACCUUCUGAGAUGGCUCUCGGUGUCCAACAGGCAACCUUGUGUCUCAAUUUAACCCGACAAAAGUGAGAGGAACUGCUGCGAUUAUUAAAUUAAUAUACUUAUGUUUCUCACAAUAUGCAGUAUUGAUCGAGCCUCACUGUUCAAUGUUUUAGUUCUUUUUAUGUCAGUUUUCUAUGACAUAUAGUGUCACCUAAGUGCGUCUUAACCCUCUGGUUGUGUUCGGAUUCCUGUCACACUUGUAGUGUGACCGGACUCCAAACAACUGCUUAUAAAUCUCUCAUUAUUAUUCUAUAUUAUCACCAAAUAUUGGAUUCAUUCUUUUUGUCACCUUGUUUUCUUUCAUUUAGGAUUGGUUUUGUGUUUCUAUUUGCAUCUGAUUAAUCGUAGGCCUCAUUUAUCUGAGAGUAGGUACCUCGUUUGGAGUCCGGUCACUUUUGACCGGGAACACCACAAGUGUGACUUUGUGCAAUUUUGUACAGUUUUGCCUACUUUCAGAUAAAUGAGGUCUAUGAUUAAUAAGAUGCAAAUAGAAACACAAAACCAGUCCUAAAUGAAAGAAAACUAGUUGACAAAAAGAUUGAAUCCAAUAUUUGGUGAUAAUUGUACAAAAUAAAAGCAUUUAAAAGCAAACUUCCUUAAUAAACAUUAAAGCACACUAGUGUGAUACACAGUGCAAAUUUUCAUAAUUUAUCUCAUACUGUGAAAAUUAUUCAUAAAAAAUUAAUUCACUCAAAAAACAAGGUACCUUCUCUCAGAAGAAUGAGGCCUGCAAUUAAUAAGAUGCAAAUAGAAACACAAAACCAGUCCUAAAUGAAGAAAACAAGUUGACAAAAAGAAUGAAUCUAAUCUUUAGUGAUAAUAUAGCAUAAUAAGAGAUUUAUAAGCAGUUUAAGAGUCUGGUCAUUUUUGACCGGGAACACCACAAGUGUGACUAGGUGAAAUAAAACCCACAAAAAAUUACGAAAAUUUAAAAAAAAAUUCAGAGAAGUACUUAUACCCUGCGUGAUCAAAGUCAGUAAGUUUGAGUCAAAUGCGAUAACAUUAACUAGUAUUUUUGGGAAAAAGAAAAUCUUUUCUGGGUCAAUUUGACCCGGACACAACCAGAGGGUUAAUAUUGGUUGAAUGACAUUAAAGGAUAGUUCACCCAAAAAUGAAAAUUCUGUCAUAAUUAUUCACCCUCAUGACGUUCUAAACACGUAAGAUCUUCAUUCAUCUUCAGAACACAAAUUAAGAUUUUUUUGAUGAAAUCCGAGAGCAUGAAGAAAAAAUUUUCAGGUUUGGAAUGACAUGAGGUUUUCAUUUUUGGGUGAACUAUCUCUUUAAAUCCAAGUGAUUAGCAAUAACUUUAAUUCACAUGUAAGGUGAUGUCUUUGUUGGUCCUCAUCUCUAUGAUGUUUCUGCUGUGUUUGAAGUUUGCAGUUAUCUUGGGUGUCUUUGGGGCUUCAGCAGGUUUCUGGAAGGAGUGUAUGCUUUUCUCUUGAUCUGUGAGUGGUAAAACGCUACGCUUGUGCAGGAAUGAAUGCGGCCUCCAGUAAUCUCUGUUAAAAAAUAUGCACGUUAACAUCAGGGCAGUUUAAAAUGUGAUUAAUUUUUUCUCAUUUCUGCACCCCAGAAUGCUUCCAGAACAUUCUGGGUGUUUGUUUCGAGAAUUUAUAUAAGACGUGUGAACGGUUCGCAUUCCUUUCCAAAUUGUGGUGCACCAAUGUAGCCUGUUAUUAAUUAUUAAAACAGUACAAACUGAAACACAAGGAUUAUGUCUAACCUGAAGUGGAAUUUGCUGAACUGGGACGAGUAUCUUGGAAUUGCGUUUUUGUCCCAGCUCAGGCUGUGGUUCUGAAACAGUCCAGGAGCAAAUGGAAUAUUGGCCUCUCUCUCUGCUGAGCCGGUCUUUUCAGAAGGCUGGACCACAGAAAUAACGGGAAUAGGCUGAGGGGAAAAAAACGGAUUAGAUCUUGAAAAGCAAGUUGAAACGUUUUUUUUUUUUUAAAAACUCUCUGUUAUAAGACAUAACAGUCUAUGUUUAAAACUGUUUUAAGUUAAUCUAACAAUAAAUCUGAUUUCAUUUUCAAAAUGAUA
This is a messenger RNA of Labeo rohita (rohu), 4063 nucleotides long. RefSeq names its product acyl-CoA dehydrogenase family, member 9 (gene acad9). NCBI's taxonomy places the organism in Eukaryota, Metazoa, Chordata, Actinopteri, Cypriniformes, Cyprinidae. The coding region runs from base 100 to 1995 and encodes 631 amino acids. The record is from RefSeq and is a predicted model, not a curated record. Gene Ontology annotation, molecular function: flavin adenine dinucleotide binding; acyl-CoA dehydrogenase activity. The transcript has 18 exons.